GAACCCGUUGAAGAUGCCAUAUCAAUUUAAUUCUGAUUAUAUUUAAACUGACUGCUUUUACAGCGGAGCAGUCCAGUUUCGUAUCGUACCUCAAUCAUAAUGGAAGUCAAUCUUCUUCAUGUGGGAGUUCUGGUGGCGAUUUUCGCUUACCUUUACCGUUGGCUAACGCGCAACAAUGACUACUUCCACGAUAAACCGAUUCCGUCGUUGGCCGUAACACCGUUUCUGGGCGCUUCGGGACCUCUCCUGCUGCGAAAGGUCACCUUCAACGAUUUCGUCCAGACGAUGUACAACAAAUUUCCCGGUGUGAAAGUCUUCGGAAUGUUCGAAACGAUUACCCCCUUCUUCGUGAUCCGCGAUCCAGAAUUGAUCAAACAAAUCGGCAUCAAGGACUUCAACAACUUCGUGGAUCAUCGUCCGACAUUCGGCUUGGACGACGAGCAAUCGAAUCAUCCGAAAGCGCUGUUCCGCAAGACGUUGUUCGCGAUGAAUGGCCAACGGUGGAAGGAUAUGCGAGCGACGUUGAGUCCGGCCUUCACGGGGAGCAAAAUGCGACAAAUGUUCUCCCUGAUGGGUGAAUGCUGUGAGGAAAUGAUGAACCACUAUCUGAGUGAGGCGAAAGGCACGGGACGGGUGGCGGUGGAAAUGAAGGAUUUGCUGAGUCGGAUCAGUAUCAAUGUGAUUGCUUCGUGUGCUUUUGGGAUUAAGGUGAACUGCUUUAAGGAACAGGAACACGAGUUUAUGUACCACGGCAAAAAGAUGAUGGGUUUUGGACGACCGAUAGUGAUCAUUAGAAUGUUGUUCAUGAGAAUCUUUCCAAAGUUUGCUUCCAAAUUUGGAAUUGACCUGUUGGAUCGAGAGCAAGCCGAUUAUUUUACGCAGGUAUUCCUGGAGACGAUUAAUGUUCGUGAAAGUAAGAAAAUCCUGCGGCAUGACAUGAUUGAUCUGCUGCUGCAGGCUCGCAAAGGCAAUUUGAAAUACCAGGAAGAGAAGGAGGAUCAGGAAGGUUUCGCCACCGUUCAGGAGUCAGAUGUUGGCAAAGGGGAAGGUGUAAAGAACAUGUCUGAUGCAGAAAUGAUUGCGCAGUGUUUGAUAUUUUUCCUAGGUGGGUUCGAUACCGUUUCUUCCUGUGCUGUGUUCACUGCGUAUGAGUUACUUCGUAAUCCGGAUGUGCAGCAGAAACUAUACGAGGAGAUCCAACAAACGGAUAAGGAACUCAAUGGAAAGCCACUGAGCUAUGACGCCCUACAGAAGAUGAAGUACAUGGAUAUGGUGGUUUCGGAAGCCUUGAGAAUGUGGCCUUUGGCACCGGCCGUUGAUCGAUAUUGCACUCAAGACUACACCCUCGAUGAUGGUCAGGGUUUAAAAUUUACGAUCGAUAAAGGAACAUGCGUUUGGUUCCCAGCAUCUGGGUUGCAUCACGAUCCUCAGUAUUUCCCAAAUCCGGAAAAAUUCGACCCGGAGCGGUUCAACGAUGAAAACAAGGGAAAUAUCAAUCUGGGAGCGUAUAUUCCAUUCGGAAUCGGACCAAGAAACUGCAUCGGCUCGCGGUUUGCCCUGAUGGAAGUUAAAGCCAUAAUGUAUUAUAUUCUGCGCAAGUUUUCAUUCGUCAGAGGAACAAAAACCCAAAUACCGAUCCAGCUGAGAAAGGGUUUUACUAAUGUGGGCCCACAAGACGGAAUGCAUUUGGAUCUUAAAUUGCGGUGAAUCAAGGGGAAAUCACUAUAGAUAAGAUACAAAUCAAAUACUUUUUUCAAUGUUUAAUUUAGAUAAGAGGCAAAUAUCUAUAUCUCGCGUAUCGUGAGAUAAGAAAUUAUUAUGGCGAAUAAAGAUGUUUUGUACCGUUUGGAAAAAUA
This is a messenger RNA of Armigeres subalbatus, 1856 nucleotides long. Its product is annotated as probable cytochrome P450 9f2. Gene Ontology annotation, molecular function: oxidoreductase activity, acting on paired donors, with incorporation or reduction of molecular oxygen; monooxygenase activity; iron ion binding. The transcript is spliced from 2 exons. The coding region runs from base 100 to 1707 and encodes 535 amino acids. Lineage: Eukaryota; Metazoa; Arthropoda; Insecta; Diptera; Culicidae. The record is from RefSeq and is a predicted model, not a curated record.